Messenger RNA from Caenorhabditis remanei, 441 nucleotides. RefSeq lists its product as uncharacterized. The record is from RefSeq and is a predicted model, not a curated record. Lineage: Eukaryota; Metazoa; Nematoda; Chromadorea; Rhabditida; Rhabditidae. The transcript has a single exon. Bases 1 to 441 code for a protein of 146 amino acids.
AUGGCAAAACAAAACAAUAAUGGAAAUAGACAGAGACGUCUCGAUGAGGAUUCGGACGAUGAAAUAGUGUUUUUGAAGGAAGUUCGAGUCGUGUAUCGCUCGGAUAGUGAGGAUGAUGACGGUGAUAAAAGAAUAGAAAACGAAAAUGUCCACGAUGGGAAUGAGGAGCCGGUGGAAGAGGAGGAGGAGCAGAUGGGAGAAGAGGUGCCAGAAGAGCCGGAGGUAGAAGAAGAGCCAAUAGAAAAUGAAAAUGUGGUGGAGGAACCGGAACUUCCGGUAGAGCAAAACCGUGCGGCUCCCGAACGUGAGGCACCUGUCCUGUUAGAGAAUAGAAUUAUCGAGGUGGAGGUUAUUUUUGGAGAAGAACCUGAAGAAGAACAAGAAGUACUAGUGGAAGAAGAAGAAGAGGCAGAGGUAGUUGAAAUGGUGGAAAUUAUGUAA